Molecule: messenger RNA, 1035 nt
Organism: Camelina sativa (false flax)
Lineage: Eukaryota; Viridiplantae; Streptophyta; Magnoliopsida; Brassicales; Brassicaceae
Source: RefSeq, a predicted model, not a curated record
UGUUUAUUUCUCUCUUUGAUUGUCACGCAUGUCUCGGAUUCCUCUAUUAUUGCACAUGGCGCUUCCAAUUGAUCGGUUAAAGUCAUCAGACCGGAUCCGGUUUUGCUGUUUCUCUCAAUCUCAAUCUCCGGGUGGGUGAGGUGAAGUGGCGGCGAUGACGAUGGAGAAAAGCCGAGGAAGCUGCUUGUGUUGUAUGCUUCUAAAACCGAGAACGCUCUUGAUGCGGUGGAGCGUAUUGGCCGCGAAGCAGAACACCGUGGAUGUCCAACUUCUAUCGUCUCCACUGACGAAUUCGACGCGAGUUACUUACCUCAUGAGGAAGCUGUUGUUUUUGUUGUCUCCACUACAGGGCAAGGAGACUCUCCUGAUUCAGAGAACUUCAUGUAGCUACGGAUGGUUUAGUUCCAAGAGCAUUCUUGGUGAUGGUGGGUUUGGUAAUGUCUACAGAGGAAAGCUUGGAGAUGGGACAGUGGUUGCAGUGAAACGACUGAAAGAUGUGAAUGGAACUUCUCGGAACUCACAGUUUCGUACCGAGCUUGAGAUGAUCAGCUUAGCUGUCCAUAGGAAUUUGCUUCGGUUAAUUGGUUAUUGCGUGAGUUCUAACGAAAGACUUCUUGUCUACCCUUACAUGUCCAAUUGUAGUGUCGCCUCUAGGCUUAAAGCUAAACCAGCAUUGGACUGGAACACAAGGAAGAAGAUAGCAAUAGGAGCUGCAAGAGGAGGUUUUGUUAUAGUCACUUGGCUCAACUAAAGCAUAUAUUACCAGAAGCGAUGGAGAUUAAGAGAGUGUUGAUACAUGACGAAAGAACUUGAUGUAUGAAACCAAACCUUCAUGUUACACUCAAUGCUGAUGCUGUUGAAUCCAAUGAUGACAAGUCGAAAUCUGAAACUAAGAAGAUAAAUCUCCGGAAAGUGUUCAGGGCUAGAGUUUGUUUUAUUUUUGGGAUUAAGGAAGAUUUACAGGCUGUGAAUUUUAUUUGGUUUUUAUUUGCUUUCUGAGAUUAAAGAGAACUAAGAUUGAAGAGCCAAAACAGA